Molecule: messenger RNA, 3209 nt
Organism: Drosophila elegans
Lineage: Eukaryota; Metazoa; Arthropoda; Insecta; Diptera; Drosophilidae
Gene: Prp4k
Product: serine/threonine-protein kinase PRP4 homolog
Exons: 8
Coding region: 141-2852 (903 amino acids)
Biological process (GO): peptidyl-threonine phosphorylation; peptidyl-serine phosphorylation; mRNA cis splicing, via spliceosome
Molecular function (GO): protein serine/threonine kinase activity; ATP binding
Source: RefSeq, a predicted model, not a curated record
UGCGGUCAUACUAAAAAAAGCUACAGUGAAGAGGAAGCAAAAAUUGGGAAUUGAAAAAUUUCAACAUCAAAUAUUAGUUGAAGAAAAACUAAAGUACGCUCGCUGAUCUGUGCGGAUUCCUUGCUGUUUACCACAACGCAAUGAUGACUGACGACAAAAGCUCCAGCAUCAACAGCGAGUCAGAGGAUCGUCGGGCAAAGCACAAGAAGGCCAAGAAGCACAAGAAACAGAAAAAGUCUUUUUCCGGCAACGACGAGAAGGACAGGCAUAUCCAUAAAAAACAUAAGAAAGCGAAGAAGCGUCCCCACCGCCGAAGCGAGUCCUCGAACGACUCGGACGCGGCGGAAAAUGCCAAGGCCAAGCUGCCAAAGAGCUCCGGAUUGAGCAGCAAGUUCACCGAGAUCAUGCAGAAGGCAAGCCGCAACGGGGCCGACUUCCGCAUCGGCAAACCACUGCUGCCCACGGACCCAAGCAGCCUCGUGGAGGAGAUUACCAAGACCAUUCAGAACAAGGUGCUGCCCGUCUUGGAGGUGGCCAGUUCGGGCAGCGAAAGCGAUGUCCCCGCCGAAGUGGCCAGUCCUAUCAUUGCAUCUAUUAUAGAGGACGAGCUAAACUUGGAGGACUUGAUGCGUCAGAAGGCUCUGCUGCAGGCUCGCCUGGGCGCCUAUAUGUCGGACCCAGAGGCCGAGGCCCAACCUCAGGCACAGUCGCACCCACACCGGCAGAUUGUGCAGGCCAAACCAGUGGUCAAGGUGGUCACCUCAGCCCCACAGUCUGCAGCGCCGCUGGCUACUGCAACCAGUAAACAUGCUAAUAUUAAACAGUCUAGCACGCAUAACUCAAAUGAAUCCGAUGUUAUAUUGUUGGAUGAUUCUAGCGGAGGCCAGCGCACUCCCGAGAAGCGACGACGCCACACAUCCCCGCUCCCAGCAGCCCCGAGAAACCGAGCCCGCGAUGACCCGGUCCACGGACGACGGGAACGGCGCUCAAGAGAACGAGACCGCACACCCACACGUCGCCGGGCAGCAGAGCAGCAGAUGCCGGCCCUGCCGCGCAGCCGCAACCGCAACAUGGAGGACUUACGGCAGGAGAUUAACCGCGAUAAACAGAGGGAGAGACGCGACCAUAGCCGAGACCGGGAUCGGCGUGGAGCAGAGAGGCCGGUGCCCAACGAUUUGCGACCGGGUCGUGCCCGAGAGCGAGACGUUCGGCAAAAUCGUAACCAACGGUCGCACAGCCGUAGUAAGUUUGAAUCGGACAGGCGCCGCGAGCGGGAGCGGCAAAAGGACCGGGAUCGAGGUGGAUUUGACCGUGGUGGAGCACGCGGUGGUGCAGACAACGGAGACCGAGAUCGUUACAAGGGUUCACUGAGCGAGGGGCAAAAGAAGUACGACAAAGAGAGUAGUGACGAAGAGGUCAACCUGGACAUUGAUAUUGACGAGGACGAUGAUGACGAAGAACGCAUCAUUAAGCUGCGCCGGAAAAAGCGCGAGGAGCUCCUCAAGAAACUGGGCACGGGGCAGGAAUCACCAACGCCCCAAAACUCCAACUCGUACGAGUCUCGGAGCACUUCGCCCGGCUCAUCCCAACGCGACAGGCCUCCCAGGACUCCGACGCCCACACUAGCUGGGUCGGAUCUGGCCAGCGCGGAACUGCCGAAGGAGCACCAGCAGCAGGACAACUCAAAUAGCCAGAAGAACAGCUCCGUCAAGGAAAAACGAAACGAUUGGGAUAUGUUUGCCGAUCAGGAUGUGGAUUCCAAUUUCGAUUCACCCAACACAAUCGUUCAAAGCAAGCACCAACACGAAAAUCCCGCCCUUACCGACAACUGGGACGACGCAGAGGGCUACUACCGAGUUCGGAUCGGUGAGGUGUUGGACAACCGCUACCUGGUUAAUGGCUACACGGGCCAGGGCGUCUUCAGUAAUGUCGUGCGUGGCCGAGACCAAGCUCGAGGACAGGCUAAUGUAGCUAUCAAGAUUAUACGCAACAACGAAAUAAUGCACAAAACUGGCUUGCGGGAACUGGAAAUUCUUAAGAAGCUUAACGACGCCGAUCCGGAGGAUCGAUUUCACUGCCUUCGUUUGUACCGUCACUUUUUCCACAAACAGCAUCUAUGCAUGGUGUUCGAGCCUUUGGCAAUGAAUUUACGUGAGGUACUCAAGAAGUACGGCAAGAAUGUGGGCCUUCACAUUAAAGCAGUGCGUAGCUACACGCAGCAACUAUUUUUGGCUCUCAAAUUGCUGAAAAAGACGGGCAUUUUGCAUGCGGACAUUAAACCGGACAAUAUUUUGGUCAACGAAAAUAAUCUUAUACUAAAAUUAUGCGAUUUUGGUUCUGCCUCGGCCAUUAGCGAUAACGAAAUAACUCCGUACUUGGUGUCGCGGUUUUACCGCUCUCCGGAGAUUAUUUUGGGAAUACCCUACGACUAUGGAAUCGACACCUGGUCCGCCGGCUGCACAAUCUAUGAGCUGUACACUGGAAAAAUUCUGUUCAGCGGGAAGAGCAACAACCAAAUGCUCAAGUUUUUCAUGGAUGUGAAAGGCAAGAUACCAAACCGAAUUGUCAGAAAAGGUCAGUUUAAGGAGCAGCACUUUGAUCAGAGCUGCAACUUCCUAUACCACGAGAUUGAUAAGCUCACCGAAAGGGAAAAGAUUGUUGUGAUGCCGGUCGUUAAACCGUCGCGUAGCUUGCACCAGGAACUAAUUGCUGACCAAAACCUGCCAGAAGAUCAGCAUCGCAAGGUCACCCAGCUCAAGGAUCUGCUUGAAAAUAUGUUUGCCUUAGAUCCGGCCAAGCGGAUUUCCCUCAACCAGGCUCUAGUUCACCCUUUCAUACAGGAGAAGAUGUAGAGCGAACGACGACUUUGAUUAAACGUAAUUCUAUUUUGCAUAGCUCGUAAGACUACGAUACGCCCAACUCGCGAGUUAGUUACUAGUUCUCGUUCGUUAUCAGACAAACAUGCUCACACAGAAAUCACAGGAUCUACACAUCUAUUCAAUGCGUAUACUUGUACGCUAACACAAUCUGUGGUUUUUAGUUCAAUGGCUUGUUUUGAGAACCGAAUUAUAAAAAAUAUUCAGUUAGCAAAUGUUCCGCAACUUCUUAUUCGUGUGUACCAUGCGUGUAUAUAAGUAUUUUAGAACUACUACUGUAUAAAAUGCAUGUGACCGAUUUGCGACACACAAUAUAAAAAUCGUUAAUGUGAA